This is a messenger RNA of Phacochoerus africanus (Common warthog), 1749 nucleotides long. RefSeq names its product activating transcription factor 5 (gene ATF5). Gene Ontology annotation, biological process: regulation of transcription by RNA polymerase II. The coding region runs from base 374 to 1213 and encodes 279 amino acids. Gene Ontology annotation, cellular component: nucleus. Gene Ontology annotation, molecular function: DNA-binding transcription activator activity, RNA polymerase II-specific; RNA polymerase II transcription regulatory region sequence-specific DNA binding. The transcript is spliced from 3 exons. The record is from RefSeq and is a predicted model, not a curated record. Lineage: Eukaryota; Metazoa; Chordata; Mammalia; Artiodactyla; Suidae.
GCACGCCGUGCUGCGCCGCCCCCGGUAUAUCUGUCCCCAGUCCCCCGGGCCGCCUCAUUCCCCAUCCUCAGAUCACAAUCUCUCUUCACGGUACCGCGACACCUCCUCCGCCCGCGUAGCCCCAGCCAUGGCUCUGUAGCCGCGACCCCUCUGUGCCCCCGGCCAGUCGCCGUGCUCACCGCGCCUGCGCUCUCCGCUCCUGCAGUCUUUCUUCAGCUGAGGCCACCGCCGCCUCUUCUUUCCGCAGCCAUGGAGUCCUCCACUCUCGCCUUGGUGCCCGUCUUCGCCCAGCUGAGUAAUCUCCAGAGCCUCCUGCCAGCUGUUGGUGCAGCCUCCUUCAUUGCCAUCUGUGCCCGGCACCCAAGCUGCAGCCAUGUCACUCCUGGCGACCCUGGGGCUGGAGCUGGACAGGACCCUGCUCCCAGCUAGCGGGCUGGGCUGGCUCGUAGACUAUGGGAAACUCCCCCUGGCCCCUGCCCCCCUGGGCCCCUAUGAGGUCCUUGGGGGAGCCCUGGAGGGCGGGCUUCCAGGGGGGGGAGAGCCCCUGGCAGGUGACGGCUUCUCUGACUGGAUGACCGAGCGGGUGGACUUUACAGCCCUUCUCCCUCUGGAGCCCCCCUUGCCCUCGGGUGCCCUCCCCACAACUUCCCCGCCUGCCCCCGACCUGGAAGCUAUGGCCUCCCUCCUCAAGAAGGAGCUGGAGCAGAUGGAAGACUUCUUCCUCGAUGCCCCACUGCUCCCACCAACCUCCCCAGCGCCGCCACCGCCAGCACCCUCCCUCCCUCUCCCUCUCCCCACCUUUGACCUCCCCCAGCCCCCUGCCCUGGACACCCUCGACUUGCUGGCCAUCUAUUGCCGCAGUGAGGCCGGCCCGGGGGACUCGGGCUUGGCGCCCCUGCCCGCCCCCCAGCAGCCCCCUCCUCCUCCUCCGCCUCCGCCUCCAGCCUCUCGCCCGGCCCCCUACCCGAAUCCUGCCACCCCCCGAGGGGACCGCAAGCAAAAGAAGAGAGACCAGAACAAGUCCGCAGCUCUGAGGUACCGCCAGCGGAAGCGUGCAGAGGGCGAGGCCCUGGAGGGCGAGUGCCAGGGGCUGGAGGCGCGGAACCGGGAGCUGAGGGAGAGGGCGGAGUCGGUGGAGCGGGAGAUCCAGUAUGUCAAGGAUCUGCUCAUCGAAGUGUACAAGGCGCGAAGCCAGAGGACCCGGCACAGCUAGGGCCUCCGGGCGGUAGGGGGCGCUGCUCGUCACCUUCGGCUCCCUCCUCUUUCGGGGGCUGGGCUGGGAGGGCCUCUCCGUCAUCCGCGGUUUCCCCCUCUCCCCCGGUACCCUGGCCGACCCCUCCUCCCUCUCCAGGAUCGCACACUGUUUGGCCUUAGUCAGUACCUACCCCCUUCAAGUACCAGCUGGAGGACCUGAGGCCCCAGGGGAAUGCAGGGAGCAGGGCAGAGCUUGCAAAUCCGGUCUGAAGCCAGGAAGCUCUGCAGAGGGGGCUCUGGAGACAAAGUCAGGGAGGGUUUUCAGAAACGUGCCCAUAGAAUAUGAGUAAAACAAGCCGAGUGACCUUGGGGAACUACACUGGGGGGAGUGGAGCCAAACGGCGGCCAAGCCGGCAGGGCAGGUGGAGGCGCGGGCCUUUGGGGCGGCGGACAGGGCGGGGAACGGCCGUGAUUGGUGAUGGGGUGUUCAUUUUAGCUCUGGGAGGACAGCAGUGUUUUGUGCGGUGUUGGGGAAGGGGCUGCAUCUAGGGGCAG